GAUCUCUUUCAUUGUUUGUUUUUCACUUUCACUGUAAAGUUAGGGUUUGUUGAAGUUUCAUCGUUGGAUCUUUGAAUCUCUCAUCUGUUAGAGAGAUUCCUGUAUAUUGUUGGUAUAGGUGAUCAUCAGUGGAUGAUCAUCACCUCUGGUUGUAUCGUUCCUUUUGUAUUGAUCUUACAGUUGUAAGAUCUAGGGUUUUUUGGGGGGAACUUUUUUGGUUUGGGUUAAUAAGAUUUUUGGUCACGUUUUGUCGCUAUUUCUUUGUGUGUGAUUGUUAUUUUCUGGUUCAUCAACUUCCAUACCAUUGUUUUAACAAAUCCCACCAAACCCAUCUCCACUUGUGUGUUUUUAUCUAUCUUUUUUCCUAAAUCUUGCUUGAAUUUUCAAGAAAUAUAGUUUCUUGUUAUAAAGUUUGGAUUUUUUUCAUCUGGGUAUCAAGAUUUUGGACCAAAUUUCACAUCUUUAUGUUCAAACAUGAAUCUUGAACCCUAAAAACCACAAAUCCCACCAAACCCAUCUCCACUUGUGUGUUUUUAUCUAUCUUUUUUCCUAAAUCUUGCUUGAAUUUUCAAGAAAUAUAAGUUCUUGUUAUAAAGUUUGUUUGUUUUUUUUUUUUUUUUUCAUCUGGGUGUCAAGAAUUUGGACCAAAUUUCACAUCUUUAUGUUCAAACAUAAAUCUUGAACCCUAAAAACCACAAAAUGCCACUAAACCCAUCUCCACUUCUGUGUUUUUUUUUCUAUCUUUUUUCCUAAAUCUUGCUUGAAUUUUCAAGAAAUAUAAGUUCUUGUUAUAAAGUUUGUUUUUUUUCUUCUGGGUGUCAAGAUUUUGGGUCAGAUAAAGACAAAGGAUCAAGAAAAGCCUAAAUAGAGAGGAAAGAGGGUAGAAAAUUAUGGGUAGAGGAAGAGUGGAGUUGAAGAGGAUAGAGAACAAGAUAAAUAGGCAGGUGACUUUUGCUAAAAGAAGAAAUGGGCUGUUGAAGAAAGCUUAUGAACUCUCUGUUCUUUGUGAUGCUGAAGUUGCUCUCAUCAUCUUCUCUAACCGUGGCAAACUCUAUGAGUUUUGUAGCACUUCCAACAUGCUCAAGAUGCUUGAAAGAUACCAUAACUGCACUUAUGGAUCAAUGGAAAUCGACAAAUCAACCAUCAACGCCGAGCAAAACAGCUACAAGGAGUACAUGAAACUAAAAGCGAAAUACGAGUCUCUACAACAGUACCAAAGGCAAAUUUUCGGGGAGGAUCUUGGCCCGUUAAGUCUUAAGGAACUUGAGCAACUAGAGCGACAACUAGACUCUACUUUGAGGCAAAUUCGGUCCAUAAGGACACAAUCAAUGUUGGAUAGGCUUUCUGAACUUCAAAAUAAGGAAAAGAUGUGGAUUGAAGCUAACAAAGAUUUGCAGAAUAAGCAGCUGGAAGAAAUUUAUGCAGAAAAUCAAGCAGGACCAUCAUGGACAGCUGCACUUGAACAUGGAUGUUCAUAUGAACAACAACAUCAUCAUCAUCAUCAUAACCAUCAUCCUCAAUCUCAGGGUUUUUUCCAGCCUUUGGAUUGCAACCCCAAUUUGCAAAUCGGGUAUAACACAGUUGUUUCAAGCCAGUUAACAGCUACAACAAAUGGGCAGAAUUUGAGUGGAUUAGUGCCUGGAUGGAUGCUUUGACUUUGGCAUGGUCAACCCUCUCUAUUUUUGGUGAUAUAAGUCUACAAUAUUAUGAAUUUAAAUAAGCUUUUUUUUUUCGUCUGGAUUUGGGGAUUUAUUUAAAAGGCUUGUAAGAAUCUAGCAUUGUUAUAAACUCUACACAUCAAUCUAUCUAUUAAGGUCAAUCUCAUGGAGAUGGUGCAUGGAUGAUGAUCA
Molecule: messenger RNA, 1850 nt
Organism: Helianthus annuus (common sunflower)
Lineage: Eukaryota; Viridiplantae; Streptophyta; Magnoliopsida; Asterales; Asteraceae
Product: agamous-like MADS-box protein MADS2
Exons: 8
Coding region: 891-1655 (254 amino acids)
Biological process (GO): positive regulation of transcription by RNA polymerase II
Cellular component (GO): nucleus
Molecular function (GO): RNA polymerase II cis-regulatory region sequence-specific DNA binding; protein dimerization activity; DNA-binding transcription factor activity, RNA polymerase II-specific
Source: RefSeq, a predicted model, not a curated record